Messenger RNA from Sphaerodactylus townsendi, 6553 nucleotides. It is a transcript of the gene FNIP2, whose product is annotated as folliculin interacting protein 2. Bases 352 to 3741 code for a protein of 1129 amino acids. Gene Ontology annotation, molecular function: ATPase inhibitor activity; protein-folding chaperone binding. The record is from RefSeq and is a predicted model, not a curated record. Gene Ontology annotation, cellular component: cytoplasm. NCBI's taxonomy places the organism in Eukaryota, Metazoa, Chordata, Lepidosauria, Squamata, Sphaerodactylidae. The transcript is spliced from 19 exons.
GCUUGCUUGCUUGGGAAUCCGGGGAGGCGCUGCUUCCGAGUCUGCUUGCUCCUAGCCGGCAGCUGCCAUGGAUGCUGCAGCAGCUCUGCACUGAGUGGCUUGGCGUGGCUCCUGCUUCCACCCCCCAUGCUUCCCUAAGGGCGGCGGGCGAGAGCAGCAGCAGCAGCAGCAUGGCUCCGACACUGCUUCAGAAGCUGUUCAACAAAAGGGGCGGCGGCAAUAGUAGUAGUAGCAACAACUCGGGUUCUCCCUCUUGUAGAGCUCCGAAGGAAGGGCCGGGGAUCAGAAGGAACCUUAUUGCUAGAAAAUACUGAGCCAUAAUGGAGAAAACCUUAGUUGUGUCAUAAAAGCAUGCUGGAUGUUUUGAAGAAACUAUGGAUGCAUCUGUAUGAGAGGACACCAGAAUUCAACAUGUGUGGUGGUACGCCAAAGACUUCAAACAACCCAGGAAACCAAACAGAGAGCACAAGGAAAAUUCAUAGUUCCUCUAGUAAACUGGUCAAUAGUUUUUCAAAGGCAAGGCUGAAAAAAGCUAAGAAACCACGCUGGGCAGAAAACAGCACCAAACAUUUAAACAGAGCUACUGAAGAAUUAUCCAACAGCUGGACAUGUUCAGGGUUUGACCUGAAUGAAAUCCGCUUGAUAGUAUAUCAAGAUUGUGAGAGGAGGGGCAGACAGAUCUUAUUUGACUCCACAGCAGUCCGCAAGAUCGAUGCGACAACUUUUCAGGAUGCCUCUGGAAAGACAUUUGGCAAGUGUGAUCAAACUAACAAUGGGACCAGUUCUGUUACUCCCUGCAGCCCUGUUCUGGACAGCAGGCAGCAUGCAAAGUGUGACCUUCCAAAGUACCAGUAUACUAGGCCAGCUUCUGAUGUUAACAUGUUGGGAGAGAUGAUGUUUGGUUCAGUGGCAAUGAGUUACAAAGGCUCCACACUGAAAAUCCACUAUAUACGUUCUCCUCCUCAGCUUAUGAUGAGUAAAGUAUUCUCUGCCAGAGUGGGCAGUUUUUGUGGAAGUACAAAUAGUUUGCAAGGCAGCUUUGAAUACAUCAACCAAGAUCCUAAUGUAGCUAGGCUGAACUCGAAUCCAAAUGGUUUGGGCCCCUGUCGUAAUGGAAAUUAUCUAGGUGUGUUACAGCUGUGUAGCAACAAACUGCUGCAUGGUGUGUCUGAAGGGGGGUCACUCCGGCUCAUUCGGAGUGCUUCUUUUUUCACAGCACAUAGUACACCUGUUGACAUGCCUAGCAGAGAUCAGAAUGAAGACAGAGACAGUGGCAUUGCUCGUUCAGCGUCUUUGAGCAGUCUCUUGAUGACUCCACUGCCAUCUCCGAGCUCCUCUUCUAGUAGCUACCAGCGCCGCUGGCUCCGAAGUCAAACAACAAGUUUGGAAAAUGGCAUUAUUCCAAGGUGGUCAACCGAAGAGACAUUCAACAUGGCAGAUGAAAGUUGUGGCCUCAACCCUGCAAUGAUUCGAAGAAAGAAGAUAGCUCUCAGCCUCAUUUUCUCUCUGCCAGAAAAGGAAGCGGCCCAGAGGGAUUUUCAGGACUUCUUCUUCUCUCACUUUCCUUUGUUUGAAUCACAUAUGAGCAAGCUGAAGAGCGCGAUUGAAAUGGCUAUGAUCACCUGUAGAAAAAUAGCAGAAACUAGCCAAAGAGUUCAAGUUUACAUCAGCCGUGUCAUGGAGGCCCUGAGUGAAUUCAGAGUUACAGUCUGGAAUUUGUACUCGGUUCCAAGAAUCACAGAGCCUGUGUGGCUUACGAUGAUGUCUGGUGCUUCAGAAAAGGGCCAGUUAUGCCAGCACUUCCUUAAGGAAUUCACUGUUCUGAUAGAACAGACCAGCAAAACCCAGUUCUUGGCUGCUUUGUUAACUGCUGUGCUGACCUAUCACCUGGCCUGGGUCCCCACUGUGAUGCCGGUCGACCAUCCCCCCCUCAAGGCCUUAUCUGAGAAACGAGCUUCUCAAUCGGUGAACAUGCUGGGGAAAUCACAUCCUUACAAUCCACUUUGGGCACAGCUUGGUGACUUGUAUGGUGCUGUAGGAUCUCCUGUCAGGAUGACACGGACUGUGGUGGUUGGCAAACGUAAGGAUUUGGUUCAGCGUAUACUCUACGUUCUCACCUACUUCAUACGGUGCUCUGAGCUACAAGAUGACCAACUGACCUUGAAUGGGAAUGUCAGUGAAGAAGAACAAACCCUGAAUGGAUGUAAAAUCACAACAGCUCUGGAAAAGGGAGAUGUUGAGGAAUCUGAUUAUGUGGUAGUCACUGUAAGAAAGGAAACUGCUCUUGUGCCUCCUCUUCUGCCCCAUAAAAUUGCACGUCAUACCUCUGUGGAACAUGAAAGCUGCGUUGAGCCUUCAAGUUUGAAAGAAAACCAAGAAGGACUGGAUGUUGAGCAGAGUUUUGAGGUAUCUUCCGGUUUGUCCAAAACAGGGUCUCCUAAAGGAAUUAUGGAGGAAGUUAACAAGGGUAAAACCAUGGCCAAUUCAGAAGCUGCAUUUGGAGGGUGUGCUAAAUUAGAGGACUUAACCAUAGAAAUAAAUGAUGGCGACCACUGCAAGGAAAGGGAGCAGCUGCUUGGCAGUACCUCUUCGUCGCAGUUUCCUGUGAGGGUUGACCAGAGGUGCCCUCACUCAGAAAAAGUUACCUUCCAAAUUGGAAGCUCCACCUCACCAGAGUCUGAUGUAGAAGUCCAAAGAAAGGAGAUAAGUGAAUCUCUAGGGAAACACUGGAGUAAAAGCAAAUCUCCGUGCAUGGUGCCAGACUUCUCGUAUAAGCCACGUUCCAGACAGAAAGCGAGUAAAACACGAGCACAAACUGCACCUCGAGUAUUAGGUCAGCUGUCUGCCCUUUCUGACAGCAAAAUCAAAAGCCUACAUUCAGGAAAACUGGAGGAAGCUAAAACUACAUGCUAUGAAAGGCCAUCAAGUGGUUCUCUUCCCUGUAAUGCCAAGAGUUCUACUGAUGGGCAUGUUUCUGACCAAGUGGUUAUUGAGGAUGUCCCCUGUGGGGAUGCUAAAAGAAACCAUCCUUUCAGAACAGAGGAGAACAUUCCUAGAAAUGAGAGCUCAGACAGUGCCCUGGGAGAGAGUGAUGACGAAGGCAGUGCCUGCAGUCCAGAUGUGCAACCUCAGAGCUUGAUCGCUGAUAGGCCUGAGGAUCUCUCAGAAGUGGAACUUGUUUUGCCCAGAUCCAGCACAAUAAGUAAUAAAAGUGUGAAACAUUUUGGACGAUCGCUCCUGGGGGGCUAUUGUGCUUCAUAUAUGCCUGAUCUUGUAUUACAUGGAAUAAGUAAUGACGAGCAACUCAAGCUUCAUUUACCAGCUGAUUUGUGUCAUUCAGUAAAUCAUCCAGUACUAGAUGAGCCCAUUGCAGAAGCUGUUUGCAUUAUUGCUGAUACAGACAAAUGGACUGUGCAGGUGGCCACAAGCCAGAAAAAAGCAAUGGACAACAUGAAGCUAGGGAAGGAUGUCCUGGUCUCCAGCCAAGUGUCUUCUUUAUUGCAAUCCAUUUUACAGCUUUACAAACUUAACCUUCCUGCCGACUUCUGUAUAAUGCAUCUUGAGGAUCGGCUACAGGAAAUGUACCUCAAAAGCACAAUGCUGUCAAAAUAUUUGCGAGGUCAUACAAGAGUUCAUGUGAAAGAGCUUGGAGUGGUAUUGGGGAUUGAAUCCAAUGACUUGCCUCUGCUGGCAGCUAUAGCAAGUACUCAUUCUCCAUAUGUUGCUCAAAUACUCCUCUAAGCUAUCGUCUUGAAGGAAAAGUUCCCCCAGCAAAAUGAAAGGACUUGGGGCACGGAACAGAUGCCAAGCAUGAAGAGGUGACAAAUGGAGGGCGGCACUGCAUUCUGUCGCUUAUCCAUUUUUGCAUUUUGUCUGGAUGCUUAUCAGUGGAAUUUCAGUUUACAUAACUUAUAAGACAUUCAGGGUUUUUAUAUUCUUUGUGGAGUAAGCUAAUCAAGAGUGCAUCUUUAUAUUUUAAUGGACAAAAAGAUUAAACACUACUGAAACAGAUCUAUCAACAGAACUCUUCAAGUAUGGUUUUCCUAUUGUUGCAUUUGUCAGUGUCUUGUUCUUUUGAAUUUUUCAAAUGGGAAGCUAUUAGCAAUUGUAUCCCUAAGCAUUCCUAUGCUCUGUUCAGAUGGGACAUGAUGAUUUGGAGCAUGUAUGCAUGCAUGUGCUUUUGUGUUGUACUACUUGCCUUCCUUGGAACAACAGAUUCAUCAGUUGGAGUAACUGGUCACACAGCUGGCUAGUUCAUAGAACAGAUAAAAGAAGCAGAUAGAACUGAAGCCGUUUUGGAUGGUGUUGCUGGAAAAGGACAUUUUGGACCCAUACAAUAUUGCAUCAGCUUGGAAUUAAAAUGGCCUUUUGAAAUUGGGGGAUGCUUCAGCAGCCUGGCAUAAUUUCUGUGGCCAGGUUUCCCUGUUGCAAAUGCAACAUCUUGAAUUUCAGUUUUCUGGCGUUAGUAAAAUGUAGGUCAAGCAUCUUACUUGUAUAAGCAACUGAAAGAUGGGUUUGAACCAGAAGAACCAGCAUAGUAAACAUAGCAUAAAUCCCAGCAAAUUUAUUUUAAUGCAUAACUGCUUCAUUGCCCUACGAAUUGGAGAUCAUUCUUUCGCAGCACUUUAGGCAGGAACAGCUUGUUAAGUGAAUGAAUGGAAUGUGCAGACAAAAUCCCAGCGAGGGUAUUGGGGGUGGCCAUAGAAACAGUGACAGCAACGGUUUAUUAUGACUAAAUACACAAAGCGAUCCCACAGAAUGGUUUGCACUAGCCUCUCCGUGCCUUCAGUCUUGUAUGUCUUAAUCAGAAGUUUCUCUUUCAGAAUUAAAUUAGAAAUCAAUCGUAUUCGCCUCAUUUUCUGGACUGUUGUGCAACUAUAUCAGUCUUGUAUUUCAAGCAUAGGUUUUACUUUCAGGAGGCUCAGUGUAAAUGCUAGGGAUGCAGAUUACUAGAAUAAGGAAGUGCAAAAAUCCUCAUUUGAAAAAGCCCCCCAAUCAGCACAGUGCUUAAAUUAUGCAAUUGUCACAGUGUGAUCUCUGUCUGAGAAUGAAAAUGUUACAUGGAAGUGGAAAAGAAAUCUAUGGUAACCACAGUGAAGUGGUACCUGCAGUUUGAUGCCAUGUCUUCUAAAUACCAGUUUACUAAUGUAAGACUUCUUUGUUCAAGGCUCAUCACGGUUUUCCAUUUUGUCUCCUUUUUCCUUCAUUCUUUCCUUAUUUUUGUGACUACUUAAUCAUACAGAUCCGGAUUCAGGCAUCUCUGUUACAGAUGCUGCUAUAGAUAUAUACCAGCAUUGUUUCCCUUCCAAGCCCUACAAUUCUUCUUGUCAUCAAUUAGCCUCAAAAAUCAAUUUCAAGCAGACCUUAUUGUUCUAAAUUGACAGUCUCCAUUUUUGUAGAAAGGGUUCACGCUGGCUUUAAAAUUCCUGCUGUUUUCUCAUAUUGAUGUCAAGGGAUGAAAUAUCUUUGCAGUCUUUAAAUUAUCAUCUUGUACACAUUUUGUGAGGGGAUGUCUUUCCAGUAAAUGCUUCCUUACCUCAGAAUAAAUUUGACAGAUUAUUCUUCAAAAUUCACACACUGGGACAUGACCCUAAAUUCAAAUUGUAUCACCAAGUAGCUUUAUUCUGUAUUUAAGAAAAAAAAAAGCCCCCCCCCCCCCCCCGCCAAAAAAAAAUACUACCUCAGUUGACAGGAUAGCUUACCAGUAGGUGCCUGCUUUAAGUUUGUGCACCUGUUGAAUUUUCUGCAUCAUUGGGCUGUAGCAUUGACAGAGCAAAGUUGUACCAGUGACUGUCAUGACUUUUUAUUGCCAUAGUUUAGUUUUAUUAAAUAGUCUAAAAGUGUUGUUGAAUGUACACAGGAAACAUUUAAACUGACAUUGAGAGAAAAGCUUGUCUUAAAUCAUCAUGAUUCCAAAGACUUUUUAUUGUUUCUUUUCUUUUCUCUUUUUUUGGUAUUUUAACAGUAUUUCUGAGUGGAGGCAAAUUUCCAUGGACCACGGUUUGUAACUUAAAACUAAAGUGGUUUUUUUUUUCCAAAAUGAUUUUAAAUACUUAUAAACAUAGGCAGAAAGGGGGGGAAAGGAUAUUGGUAGUUUAUCAUUUUUUACACUAUAUGGUAUUUUAAUGCAAUCAAAUGAUAAUAAUUGCUGCCUAGCAUUCAUAAAAAAAAUUGACCUGAAAUAGUGGGCAUUUUUGUCAUUCUAGAAGCCCCCCCCCCCCCCAAUUCCAUUUCCCAACCAACUGAUAGCUACUGUGAUAUAAUUAGGUGUCCAUUCCUUUAAAGAGAAGUUGCAUUUUAUAGUGUUGUAAUUAUUUCACAAGGUGUGUCAGUGGACCACAUUAUCUGGAUUAGAGGAAGUAACAUGUAAACUAGACCAGGGAAGAUGUAUGCGUUAUACUGCAGCAUGUUUUCAGAGAGGAAUAGUGAGUAAUGUGUGUUUGAAUGAGUACCAGUGUCAAACUGUGGAAACCUCUUACUUGGAGCUCUUAAUGAACAGUAUCAUUUGUGUCCAUUUCUUUGUGGCAUUGGUGCAAUAAAUUUUAUGAAUUCA